AGCUGAGGGAGAGAGCCUGGUACAGCAGUGAUCACGCUGGUGAUACUGGGAGUCACUCAGUCAGGAAGAGGGGCUCCAGGCCGUAACAGCAGCCACGAGACCCAGCCUCCCUACUAUGCCCCGCUUUCCCUGGCAGAUCCCGCACCCCACCGCACCCAGGACCCCUCGGAGCCCCAGCCCCUCGCACACCGGAGCCCCUGCUACGUCUGCUCCUAGUCCCCGCGAGUCCCCCUGGAACGCCCGCCAGCCGCUCGCGCAGGCCGGGGCGCUGCACUGCAGUCCCGCAGGAGGCGGCCGGGCUGGGGUCAGGCGGCUCCUCCUCCCGCCGGCGGCCGGGUCACGUGUAGCGGGCGGAGCCGGCUCUCCCGGGGCAGAGCUCCAGACCAGCCCCGGCGGGGUGAGCCCUGCUGCCGCCUUCCUUCUCCCUAUGGGCCGGGCGGCCGCGGCCGGGAAGUGUUGCAGGGGAGCGCCUGGCGCAGCCGCCGCUGUCCAUGUUGGAGGGAGCCGGCACCGAGAAGGAGCCCCUGCUGCCUGCCCGGACAGCGGGCCGCGGCCACCCGCACAGGGGAACCUUCGGGGCCGGCGACUGCCCCGAUCCCGCGGCCUCCUGCACCGUCGAGGACGCUGCUGGAGCUGCCCAUGAUCUUUACAUAAAUCAAGCUGUAGUAUUUAUUGAAGAUGCAAUACAGUAUCGUUCCAUAAACCACCGAGUGGACUCCAAAUCGCUGUGGCUUUAUCGAUGGUACUAUUCAAAAAUUUGCCAGUGGGUUUUGAGUCUCACCAUUACUCUAAUCCUGGCUCUGGCUUUCAUUGAAACCCCUUCUUCGCUCACGAUCACGUCGGAUGUACGAUAUCGCGGCACAGCCUGGGAGCCUCCUUGUGGCCUGACUGAAAGUAUAGAGCUGCUUUGUUUCCUCGUCUUUAUAGCUGACGUCUCUGGGAAGAGUUAUUUAAUUGGUUGGGAAGAAUUUCGGAAAACGAAAUGGCUGCUGGCUUAUAUCCUGACGCUGGUGGUUUCCAUUAUCGACUGGACUGUGUCACUGAGCUUUUCUUGUACAGAGACUGUGAGAAUAAGACGAAUUCUCCGGCCCUUCUUUCUCCUUCAGAACUCCUCUAUGAUGAAAAAGACAUUAAAAUGCAUCAACAGCACUCUGCCAGAAAUGGCAAGUGUUGUUCUGCUGCUAGCUGUUCACUUGUGUCUCUUUACCAUGUUUGGUAUGCUGCUGUUUGCUCGAUCAAAGGAUAAGCAGCAGGACAAGGAAUGGGUGGGAUAUUUUCACAAUUUGCCAGAUUCACUGACUUCACUGCUGGUGCUGCUGACUACUGCAAAUAACCCUGACGUGAUGAUUCCUGCAUAUUCUAAGAAUCGAGCCUAUUCUAUCUUCUUCAUACUCUUCACUGUGUUGGGAAACUUGUUUCUGAUGAACUUGCUGACAGCGAUAAUAUACAAUCAGUUUCGAGGAUACCUUCUGAAAUCGGUUCAGUCCUCGCUCUUGAGGAGACGUUUAGGAAUCCGGGCUGCAUUCGAAGUGCUGUGCUCACUGAAAGAGCGUCCUGUCAGUACAAAUGAAUUGUGUGUCAAUGCUAAUACCUUACUACAAGUGCUUCAAAAAGUUGAAAUGGAUUUUUGCUGCAAGCAAGCUAUCUUGAGGCAUCCUCCCACACCAGAGUACCAGUCUCCUUUUCUGCAGAAAGUGCAGUUUGCUUUUGGCCAUCACUUCUUUGGCUACUUAGGGAACAUUGUAGCACUAGCAAACAUUGUUUCUAUCUGUGUCAUCUUGGUAAUGGAUGCAGAUAAGCAGCUUUCUGAACGGGAUGACUACUUCUUGGGGGCUAUAAAUUGUUUUUUUAUCCUGUACUAUCUGCUGGAAAUGCUGCUGAAAAUACUGGCAAUGGGAUUUAAAAGAUACAUAUCGUACCCAAGCAAUAGAUUUGAUGGAUUUCUGACUGUAAUUCUGCUGGUUUUGGAGGUCUCAACUUUUGCUGUGUAUGGAUUUCCUCAUCCAGGCUGGAGACCUGAAAUAAUGGGGUUGCUGUCUCUGUGGGAUAUGGUGCGCCUGGUGAAUAUGCUAAUUGUAUUCAGAUUUCUGCGGAUUAUCCCGAACAUGAAGUUCAUGGCUUUGGUUGCCAGUACAUUGCUGGAUCUGGUGAAAAACUUAAGAGCCUUUGCAGGGCUGCUGGUGGUGGUUUUCUAUGCGUUUGCUAUAACUGGCAUAGUGCUAUUUAAAGGUGCUGUUGUUCCUAUGGGAAAUAUCAGUGUUGUCAAUGCAACAUCUGGUAACAGCACCUUGCAGUGUGGGACCUACGAGCAGUUGGAGUAUUGGCCAAACAACUUUGAUGACUUUGCUGCUGCGGUAGUAACUCUCUGGGAUAUCAUGGUGGUGAACAAUUGGCAAGUUUUCCUGGAUGCAUUUUCAAGAUACUCAAGUCCGUGGUCAAAGGUCUAUUUUGUAGCCUGGUGGCUAAUUUCCUCUGUCAUUUGGGUCAAUUUGUUCGUAGCCUUACUUCUGGAGAACUUUAUUCACAAGUGGGACCGUCACUCCCAUCGGCAGUCUCUCUCAGAAAUUGAAUACCAGACAACGGUGGAAUUAAUGUUCAGGGAUGUUUUGGAAGAACCUACAGAGGAAGAGCUGAUGGAAAAACUGCACCAGCAUCCACACCUGCAGCUGUGUAGAUGACAGAUUGAUGGGAGGACCCGUUUAUUCAUGCCUUUUUUGCAAUAAGGUUGUCAGCUGGAGGACUGAUAUUGCAGUGAAAUUGAAUGUAUUUUCUGUAAAGUGCUGUUAACCUGAAAGCUUACAGGAAAGCAUGUAACAUUUUAGUUGGCAUUUUGAUUUUACUCUUGAACACCACCUACAAUGCAGAGAACUGCAGGGAGAACUUUUUUUUUAAAAUAAUCUGCUCCUUUUUUAAAAAAAAAAAACAUUAAAUUCUUCUAAUUUGACUUGAUUUUAGAGUCAUUUUAUGGGAAUAUGCAGCUGUUAUUUUUUUAAGUGUCAGGACAAGGAGUUGUAGACCAUUUUAUUUGAUUUUUUUUUUUUAAGAAGGAAGAGAGUAUUAAAAUGACAAUGCACUUUAAUGCAAACACUUCUAACCACUAUGCUUGCUGCUUUUUUGUACCAUAAAUAAUGGAACUGCCUAUUCUGGCAUUCAGUGUGUGCCAAGGACAGUGCCUUGAAAUUCUUGAAUGAAUUAGGCAGAGUCAUGCUCUAGAUUCUCAGCCUUUUUGUAAUAAGGGAGAUCGAAACACUAUUUUUAUUGAAAUAUGAUGCCAGCAUUCUUUUAUUUACUAAAUGUUCAUAAUUGUACAAUCCUGUUCAAAGUUCAGGUCGAAGGUGGAGAUAGUCUGUUUCAUAGUUUCCUUUUUUUGGCCGGUGUUAAGGGCUGUGCCCAUGUGGUGAUUGCAUUAUAUUGAUAACAUUAUCAAGGUCAGUAUAAUUUUGGAUGGAACAAUCGUGCCCUUGUUUUACAAUCUGGAAUAAUUAAGCUCUACUUCAGGGAAAAUAUGCUCAUGUUGCUUUGAAAAUGAGCUCUUCCUUUUUGCAUUCUGACAAGUCUUGUUUUCCCUGGAUUCAUACUGAGCCACAGUUUGUUUACUUUUGCAAGAAUUUUAGUGGAAAUCCUGUGCAAAAUAUAGCCAUGUAUCCACCUUGGGUGGAUGGGGAGCAGGCAGUCAUGUUCAGGCUUCCCCCUCAUAAUCUAUACCUGUAUAUAAUAAAUUGAUUUUUAAUUCAGGGGAGUGGAUUUAGGAUAGUAUGUGGCACCAAAAUCAUUGGGGGUCAUCUCACUUUUUUUUGAGCUGGAUAGGACAAAUCCUGCAAGGUACUGGACUGCCUCAUUUCUCACUGUAGUCCAUGGAAGCUUGAGGGUGCUUAGUAUCAUGCAAGAUCAUAUCCUUUGUGCUAGCUGUUUUCCCCAGUUCUGGUUAAACGUUUAUUGUAUCAUAGAUGUCAGAGAUGGGGGGGAAGGGCCUAUUAGGUCAUCUAGUCCAUCGCCUUGGGAUCAACACAGGAUUGUUCCCUAUUUUCUAGCUUUUUUUUCCAAUACAGUUCCACAGCAAGACACUCACACAGUUGAACAGCUUCCACUAUCUGAUGCAUCUCAUCAGUAGGAAGUUAGCCUAAUUUUUUCUUAUUUUAGUGUAAGCCAGUUACUCUUGGUUAUCACUCUUUAACCACGUUAAGCAUUCCUUUAACUCCUUCUUGUUUCUAUACUCUGUAUACUUGGUGAAUUAUGUAUGUCCAUCCUGCCAAGUGAGCCUGUCCGUUCCUGUAUGCUUGGGAUGUUCUAUUUUGGCUCUUCAUCUUUUAUUUGGCCAUUAUGUUCCAUUGUUUACCAAAGUAGCAUAACGUGGUGUGAUAUUCGUAUAAUCUUCAUAAAUCAUGUCUCUUGUAUGCAAUCCUUGCACAUGGACAGAGUGCAGAGAACAAUCUAUUUUAGUGCUUGCUUGUUUGUUUGUUUGUUUAUAUAUUGGACUGGGAAUGUAAUGCAGAACUACAUACAGGAAAUAGCGUGUCUAAUAUAAAUUGUACUGUAAGAGGUAAAUUACUAUGUGAUACAACUUUUAUGCUUUAAAUGCACAGAGACUUGAAUAGGAGUAAAACAGAAGGCUUAAUUGGUAAAAA
Molecule: messenger RNA, 4625 nt
Organism: Chelonia mydas (Green sea turtle)
Lineage: Eukaryota; Metazoa; Chordata; Testudines; Cheloniidae
Gene: TPCN2
Product: two pore segment channel 2
Exons: 24
Coding region: 492-2678 (728 amino acids)
Biological process (GO): transmembrane transport; monoatomic ion transport
Cellular component (GO): lysosomal membrane
Molecular function (GO): voltage-gated channel activity; monoatomic ion channel activity
Source: RefSeq, a predicted model, not a curated record